Glycine soja is the source of this 1736-nucleotide messenger RNA. RefSeq names its product pheophytinase, chloroplastic-like. The transcript is spliced from 8 exons. Lineage: Eukaryota; Viridiplantae; Streptophyta; Magnoliopsida; Fabales; Fabaceae. The record is from RefSeq and is a predicted model, not a curated record. Bases 105 to 1139 code for a protein of 344 amino acids.
GCGAUACGUGGCAUGAGGUAGAGCAGAGGAAUGGGGCGACGAGAAAUGAGAUAGAAAGGGGAAGUGGCACUGGCGAAUGAGAAUGAGUGUAGAAAAGAAAGUCCAUGGCCAUGAGUGUGGGCGUGGCAUUGCCAUCCACCACCACCAGUCUCAGUUUCCUUCGCUACCGCUCUCGCUCUCCAAUUCAAAAUAAAAUCCGUUUUCCCCGUCAAAUUGUUUCUAAAUUAAACAGUGCAGAGGUCCAGGUUCAAACCUGCGUGUGGGAUUGGAGGGGUUACUCUAUUCGCUAUCAACAUUCUGGAAAUAUUGGCCCUGCACUAGUUUUAGUCCACGGUUUUGGAGCUAACAGUGACCACUGGAGGAAUAAUAUUUCAGUUCUUGCACAAUCCCACCGGGUGUACUCCAUCGAUCUUAUUGGAUAUGGAUAUUCAGAUAAACCAAAUCCUCGUCAAAUCGGAGACCAUUCCUUUUACACUUUUGAGACCUGGGCCACUCAACUAAAUGAGUUUUGUCUUGAUGUCAUCAAGGACGAAGCAUUCUUUAUAUGCAAUUCUAUUGGAGGAGUUGUUGGUCUUCAAGCGGCUGUGUUAGCACCACACAUUUGCCAGGGUAUUAUCCUUCUCAAUAUAUCUCUGCGUAUGCUUCAUAUAAAGAAGCAGCCUUGGUAUGGAAAACCUUUCAUCAGAUCGCUCCAGAGAUUGCUUAGGGAUACUGAUGUUGGCAAAUUCUUCUUUAAAACUAUAGCCACAAAAGAAUCUGUGAGGAACAUUCUUUGCCAGUGCUAUCAUGACACCUCCAAGGUUACAGAUGAGCUAGUGCAGAUCAUCCUUGGUCCAGGUCUGGAACCUGGAGCAGCAGAGGUCUUUCUCGAGUUUAUUUGUUACUCUGGUGGCCCUCUUCCUGAGGAACUACUACCUCAAGUAAAGUGCCCGAUUUUGAUAGCAUGGGGUGACAAGGAUCCUUGGGAACCAAUUGAUAUUGGAAGAAAUUAUGAAAAUUUCGAUUCUGUUGAAGACUUCAUUGUCCUUCCCAAUGUUGGACAUUGCCCCCAGGAUGAAGCACCUCAUCUCGUGAACCCACUUGUUGAGUCAUUUGUGGCACGCCAUGCUAAAUCCUCAACUAGUACAUCGCAUUGUUAAUUGAUUCGCCAACAGUUUUUUGAUGCUGCUCAACUCAUUGAAAUUGUGUACAUUUCUCCAUUUGCUUCCAUUAAGACCGAGUUUCAUUUUCUGUUCAGUAUAAGCAUUAUGUCCUUGUAUGGUUACAAAUUAUGAGCGGUUGAUACAAGACCCUGUUUCCAACAUGAAUGCCAGCCUUAGAACCCUACAUAGUUUUGUAAUUGUCUCCUGUUUCAAUGGAAUCGUAUUUCUCAAUCAAGAAAAUUUUGCCACUUUGUUUUCUUUUAUUUAUUUAUCUUUGGAUCAUGAUCAUUUGGAUAGAAAGCAAUAGUGUGAUAGUACGACCUGGGCUAUGGGCUUGCUUCAAGUUGUCUCCACUUCUAGUGGACGCAUCCGGUGCAAGGAACUUUUCUUUCAAAAAGAAAUUCACACAUUCCACUUUUAUGUUAUAGACUUAUGGUAUAUCAUAUUCAUAUGCCAAGGGAGGGCUUCACUAUGUAUUGGAGACAUUGUUAGAGAUAAUUAGAAUUUAGUUGGUUUGUAGAAUUAAUUAGUAUUCUUGUAUUUGUAUAUAAAGCAUAUUCUAACUUACUGUAUAUUCACUCAUUAUUCAAUUUA